Messenger RNA from Osmia lignaria (orchard mason bee), 984 nucleotides. RefSeq names its product Vesicle-associated membrane protein synaptobrevin (gene Syb). Gene Ontology annotation, cellular component: membrane. The record is from RefSeq and is a predicted model, not a curated record. NCBI's taxonomy places the organism in Eukaryota, Metazoa, Arthropoda, Insecta, Hymenoptera, Megachilidae. Gene Ontology annotation, biological process: vesicle-mediated transport.
CAAUACCAUACGAUGAAGAAAAGAUUAGAUUAAGUAGAUUACUCAUGCAGGCGAUGUACUUAAAAAAAUCUUUCUAAUAAACAUGACGUCAUGGCUAUCGCCAUCUUUAUCGUGUGUCAUGUACUGUUGUCGUCGUAAAGUGUACUCGUCAUCGGAAUAAAGUUGCAGUUAUCUGUCAUUAUUUAUUCAUAAAUUUUAUUUCUUCUUUCGAUUUUCUACUUUUACUUAGGAAAAUAUGGACGGCAGUGGUAAUUCCAGAGAUGGAGAGGCGGCUGUUCAAAGAAAUUCACAGCAAGCAGGUUCUACAAAAAAGCUGCAACAGACCCAAGCAACCGUGGAUGAGGUUGUGGGUAUCAUGAAAGUAAAUGUAGAGAAAGUAUUGGAAAGAGAUCAGAAAUUAUCAGAAUUGGAGAAUCGUGCAGAUGCACUGAAACAGGGAGCCACUCAAUUCGAACAGCAGGCAGGCAAAUUGAAGAGAAAGUAUUGGUGGAAAAAUCUCAAAAUGAUGAUCAUCAUUGGCAUCAUCUGUGUUGUUAUCUUGAUUAUCAUCAUCGCUUCGGUCGUACCAGGAUCGUCGGAUUCAGACAGUCCUAAUUAAAAAACAUUGUACCAAAAAUGGUACAGUGUUCAGGGGUUGUUAAUUUAUGUCCUAGAACAAAAGUUAACUAUGGUAAAGUAAGUGCUGGGCAUACAAAGUUAGAAAUAACGCGAUUAUUAAUUAUUAAUGAUCUACGGGGUACAUUUAAAAGAGUUAUCGUCCAUAAAACGCACAAAAAAGUGUUAUACGAAACUAUAUUUUUGAGACUUAAACUUUUUCAUACAAAACAAAAAAAAAAAACGCACAACUAUUAGACUAACUUCAGUAUUAAUACGGGUGGCCUUUUGUAAACCAUAAAUGGACAAUACAUUUCAUAAUGUUAUCUUGUUGGAAUACUUAUUGUACAUUUAUUAAUGAUAUACAUAAUAUAUAAUAUAACGUUUAUA